This is a messenger RNA of Symbiodinium sp. CCMP2592, 1464 nucleotides long. The record is from the annotation of a GenBank genome assembly. NCBI's taxonomy places the organism in Eukaryota, Dinophyceae, Suessiales, Symbiodiniaceae.
AUGCAUCUAGGUCAUUUGGAAUUCGUUGUUAUGAACAUGCCAAUUCUGGAUCGCAACUGUUGCGAUUGGGCUACGGACAUGAAAGGGGCAACUCUCACACCUCCCGAUCCCACCAGCUACAGAAGCAGACUCAAGGCCAAUGCAAGCAACAAGUUCAAGUCAUCUCUGGCGAAGUUAGCUUCUCCAGGUGGAAGCGCUUCCACUGUUUAUCGGGGAGGUGGAUCUCAACGAGAUUUGGAUGCAAAAGAGGCUCGACAUGUCCUGACCAAAGUCAAAGAUGAGUUCCGAAUGCUUCUCCGCCAAAAGCUGGGUGCAUCGCAGAACAACAAGAAGGAACCAUGUCCCAAAGAGGUGUUCGAAGGGCUUGGUCAGAUGAAGGGAAAGGACAACGGCAAUUUGAGCCGAGAGCUGGUCAAAAACGUACUUAGCAAAUUUAUGCACGAGUUCACGCCAGAGGCUGUGAACAAACUUGCUGGCGUAGUUGUUCCGGACCAGGAGGCAGAGCUCAAUCCGCCGUCGCGCGAGGAGGCCUGCCAGGAGUCUUCGUCUUGGCGAAGCCGGGGCUGGGACGACCGUGAAUACUCAGGCUGGCACGACUCCGGAUCCUGGAGCUGGAGGGGCGGCUGGGACAGUGGCUGUUCAGAUUGGAAUUGGGGGCAGAGCAUAAGCAACAGAGCGAAGAACAAGGCCGAAGGAGAUGGCUUUGUUGAGGAUUGGGGACGAGGAUGGGCUGCGGCUUCCGGGGAAAGCACUACACCAGCGAAUGAGAGGUCGCUCAGCAAGUCUCCGGAUUGGAAUGCCCAGAGGAUAAUGGAGGCUACUAGUACCCUGCAGUACAUGCGAGAAUCCGGUGAAUGCCAAAUUGCCGGAUUCACGGGGAGGCAAGGAAAGGCUGUCCAAGUCCUACUAUGCCAAGCCGCUGAAGAGGCCAGACUGGCCACAAUUGGAGCGAUCGCCCAGGAGCUGCUGAAACCUCUGCGCACAGAUCGAGAUGAGGACAACUGCAUGCAGCAGCUGCAAGCCAAGGCCGAACAACUGGAGACAACCGCCGAACAACUGGAGACAACCGUUGACGAGGAAGUCGCCGCAGCAGAAGCAAAAACGACAGGCGACCAGCAUCAGGUCCAAAAGCAAAAAAGAUUGGUUGGAGAAGAACGCACAGCCGUGGAAGAGGGAUGGAAGAAACCCCGGCUUGGAGCGUGUGCGAAGUGUCGAGUGCGAGGCGCAAGCACCUGGUAUUCGCCGUGCGGCUGCGCGAUCUACUGUUCAGAGUGUGGGGACCAGGAACUCAACGUCUGGGCUGGUAUGUGCCCACGCUGCGGGAGAAGGGUGACUGAGCAGAUCCCCAUAAGAUGGGGCGGAUUUGAUGGGGAUUUCCGUGAGGUUUCAAAUGGCGAGGAGCCAGUCUUAUCACGCUCGAACAGUUAUGUAUGGCAGCAGAUCUCUGGGCUUUUAAGCAGUUGA